AUGACCACACAACAGAUAGAACACCUGGGACAGUGGAAAAUCACCGUGUGGGAGGAAGAAAACUUCCAGGGCAAACGAUGUGAGUUCAUGACGGAGUGCCAGAACAUCAUGGAGCGGAGUUUUCACAAGAUCCGCUCCAUCAAGGUGGAGAAUGGCCCAUGGAUAGGGUAUGAGUAUCCUGAGUACCAGGGCCAGCAGUUCAUACUUGAGAAAGGAGAUUAUCCUCGCUGGGAGGCCUGGAGUGGGAACAGUGGCUACAGAACUGAACACCUGCUCUCUUUCCGACCAAUCCGCUGUGCUAACCACAGUGACAGCAAAGUGACUCUGUAUGAGUGUGAGGACUUCCAAGGUCGUAAGUUUGAAAUGUGUGAUGACUACCCAUCACUGCAAGCCAUGGGAUGGUGCAGCAAGGAAGUUCCUUCAAUCAAAGUUAACUCUGGCGCUUGGGUUGCUUACCAGUACCCAGGAUACCGUGGAUACCAGUAUGUCCUGGAAAGAGACCGACACAAUGGAGAGUUCCGGAACUACAACGAGUACAGCACCCAGGCUCACACCAACCAGAUCCAGUCUAUCCGCAGAAUUCAGCACUAAAUCAACCUGAACAGGAUAUUUCUGCAUUAGUAUGAAAUUUAUCAUAACAGGCAAUAAAAGAAUCAUUCAA
This is a messenger RNA of Polypterus senegalus (gray bichir), 661 nucleotides long. Its product is annotated as beta-crystallin A2-like. Gene Ontology annotation, biological process: visual perception; lens development in camera-type eye. Gene Ontology annotation, molecular function: structural constituent of eye lens. The coding region runs from base 1 to 591 and encodes 196 amino acids. The transcript has 4 exons. Lineage: Eukaryota; Metazoa; Chordata; Cladistia; Polypteriformes; Polypteridae. The record is from RefSeq and is a predicted model, not a curated record.